Dreissena polymorpha is the source of this 1929-nucleotide messenger RNA. Its product is annotated as dnaJ homolog subfamily C member 9-like. Gene Ontology annotation, cellular component: nucleus; cytoplasm. The transcript has 5 exons. The coding region runs from base 139 to 924 and encodes 261 amino acids. Gene Ontology annotation, molecular function: heat shock protein binding. The record is from RefSeq and is a predicted model, not a curated record. NCBI's taxonomy places the organism in Eukaryota, Metazoa, Mollusca, Bivalvia, Myida, Dreissenidae.
UCAACGGGGAACCAGUUAACUCUUCUUAAAGCGUGCGUUUAUUAUAACCGUCAAAUAUUUUGGUCACAAGGAUUGGCGGGAAUAUAUUGAAAACAUUAUAUUCUGUCGAAAACAAUUUAGUCUGUUUAUUUUUAAAACAUGCCUAGUUUUCUUCAAAGUUGUCGAUCGGAAUUCGGAACUGAUGACCUGUAUAAAAUACUAGGGUUGAAGAAAACAGCUACGGAAAAUGAAGUAAAGAAAGGCUACCAUAAGGUUUCCCUGAAGGUCCACCCAGACAGAGUGUCUGAAGAGGAGAAGGAGGCGUCUACCUUGAAGUUUCAGAUCCUCGGAAAAGUUUACUGCAUCUUGUCCAACAAGGAAAAGAGAGCCGUUUAUGAUGAAACUGGCGAGGUUGAUGACGAGGAUGACACAGUUCCCCAGGACCGUGACUGGACGGCCUACUGGAGGAUGCUGUUCAGGAAGCUCACCACCCAGGACAUUGUAGACUUCGAGAAGAAUUACAAGGGUUCCAAGGAGGAGUUAGAAGAUCUGAAAACUGCAUAUGUAGAGUUCAAAGGUGAUAUGGACGAAAUCCUUUCUAAUGUGUUGUGUUCCACAAUAGACGAUGAGGACCGUUUCGCUGGAAUCAUCAAAGACUGGAUCAAAACUAAGGCAGUGCCAGAUUUUAAGAAGUUUAGCAAAGAAACCAAAAAGUCUAAGGAAAACAGAAAGAGAAAGUUUGCACAAGAAGCGGCUGAGGCAGAGGAAAUGAAGGCGGAGCUAGGGCUAUGGGAGGACACGUCCCUUCAGGCCAUCAUCCAGAGUCGACAACAGAGCCGACAACAACACAUGGCCAGCUUCUUCGACGACUUGGAGGCAAAGUAUGCCAAACCAAAGAAAACUAAGGCUGCAGAUGCUACAGGAAAGAAAAAGGGGAAGAAAUGAGAAAAAUGGCAUGGUUGUAUGUAUGGUGUAUUUAAUUAUUUAAUAGAAACCUGGUUUUCAUGGUCAGCUUGAUGGUUUUAUGAUCGUCUUGACCAUCGAACAAACAAAUCUAACUGCAUUGGACUAUUACUUUCUCUUAUUAAAAAUUCAGAUGAAUCGUACAAACUGUAUAAUGGUUAUGUGUAUGUGUUAGCAUUUCAUCCAAUAUACAUGGUACAUGUAUGUCAGCAAGUGUAAUUGGAAUCUCUGCAUUAGUCUAUAAAUAAUUUACCAGUGUAAUAUUGAUUCGACAGCCUCUUUUCCAGGGGAGACAAACUUGCCCCUAGCUAAUCUCUAGCUAAUGGCCCCUAGCUAAUUGUGUUGUUUCAGUAGAGUUGUCAUCCAUAAAUUUAUUUUAAGUUUAAAUAUCUAGAGAUAUGUUAUUUGGUGGACAAUUUCAUUUAUUUAAAGUUUGUUGUAAUAACGUCGACUAUAAAUAUAAUAUUUAUGUUUCAGAAAGUACUUAAAUUAUUCUUAACUGGACCUUUUCAGAAUAAUUUAUUUCCUUAGGGUAUCAGGUUGGCGCCUUUUGGCCAUGACCCUCCUGUUUAUUUUUUACUUUUUAAGAAUGCUGUGGAGGUUUCAACAUUAUGUGUGUUCUUCACUCUUGUUCAAUUAAUAGAAAUUGUGAUCAAUCUGGAUAGGGUGGGAGUUUGAUUUUACUUAACAUUAUUUGACAUGCAACAUGUUGAUGUGACGAUUUCCAUGUUAAUUCAAGUGUUUGUUUGUGUUCAAUAACUGUUCACAUUUUGUAAUUUUGCUGUCAAAUUAUUCUUUUAAAGAAGUUAAGGUACUUAACUUUUAACAUGUUUUUUUUUUUUAGUCCUCUCACGAACCGAUCUGGUUUGGUUUUAAAGCCAUUGUAUGCAUAAAAGAUCUAAAUAUCAGUUUUAAUCAGUUUGAUUUUGUUUAUUCUUUGUCCUUAUUUGUAACAUGGUAAGAUAAUAAAAGACAAAUUAAAAAAUA